Pelobates fuscus (common spadefoot toad) is the source of this 3148-nucleotide messenger RNA. RefSeq names its product DBF4B-CDC7 kinase regulatory subunit (gene DBF4B). Bases 60 to 2255 code for a protein of 731 amino acids. The record is from RefSeq and is a predicted model, not a curated record. The transcript has 13 exons. Gene Ontology annotation, molecular function: zinc ion binding; nucleic acid binding; protein serine/threonine kinase activator activity. Gene Ontology annotation, biological process: positive regulation of nuclear cell cycle DNA replication; regulation of cell cycle phase transition. NCBI's taxonomy places the organism in Eukaryota, Metazoa, Chordata, Amphibia, Anura, Pelobatidae. Gene Ontology annotation, cellular component: Dbf4-dependent protein kinase complex.
GUCCCCGAGAGGCGGCUCAGAGCGGAGAGCGGAGCUAGGAGGCACUGCUGGCAGGGCCCAUGGCUGACCCGAACACCAUUCAGACUGGUCAGAAGGAGCACAUGGAACGAGGGUUACCUUCGCAAAUGAAACGGAACUUCAACGGUUGCUCUUUUUCUGGAAAAUCUUUCUACCUGGAUCUUCCGCCCAAUAAGAAAACGGAGAUUCUCACUAAAGCCAUCGUUCAAUUGGGAGGGGUCAUCGAGAGCUUCCUGAGCAGGGAUAUCACCUAUGUGGUGACUGGGAACAAAAAGUUGUCCGGAUACGCCAGCAAGGACUCUGCAGCAACUAAAGGAACAUCUAACUCCAGAUGUCAGACCAGUGGAGGGAUCGAGUCUGCUCAGUAUAGCCGCGGGAAACAACUGUUGAAAAAGGCGAUGCAGAGUCAGGAGCGGAAUAAUGUCCUCACAAAUGCCUGUUCUUGGGGCGUCUCCAUUGUCCAUGUGGAUGAGAUCUUGGAGUAUAUUGAGUGUUUGGGACGUCAUUCUACAAAUGGGAUCAACACCAAAGCCAAUAAGGGGAAAGGAAAUGGCUGCACGAAACCAAGUCAUAAAGUUGCGAAGUUGAAGAGCCCGUUUUUGAAGAUUGAAGACCACAGCAGACGGUAUCGACCUAUACAUUCUACGUUCUCGAACUUUCCUGAAAUUUCAUUUGUGUCUUCGGAUAGAAGCCCUUUUCAGACAGCCCAGACACACAACAGUACCCGCCCGGGUCGGGACCCAGGUGAACAGGAGGAAGGGGAGAGAGUACCCCAGGCUCAGAGGAGGAGAGGCUACUGUGAAUGCUGUGAAAAGAUGUUCUCAAAACUUGAUGAGCACCUGGCCGGUGAACAGCACUGCAAUUUUGCUUUGAAUCCUUCGCAUUACACCGUUAUCGAGAACUUGGUGGCUAGGCUCUCUUUUGAUUUUCUGGAACUGCCUCGUGGGGUCGUACCUUCUAUGGAUUGUAGAUCAGAACAAGGCGAACUGGAAUGGCCCAGUCUAGAAACAGAACAGACUUUGAAGGAGGGAACAACUCUGGAACCUGUGCGGGAAAUCUAUGUGAGCAAGGCUGCUGUUGAAGACAUUUGUCCAGAAGUGGCUCCGAUUGAUCAGCCUGUUUAUGAAAAGUUGGAAGAAGCAGCUGUGCUAAACUGGAAUGUUAUGGAAUUGGUGAAUGUCGAGCUUGAGGCUAAUUCCACACAAUUUGCAGAGCUCUUUACACAGACCAUGGAUGGUGCUGGUGCUUCUGUGGAGUUCCAGGACCAUAAUAUGGUUGUCCAGGCAAAGCGGACGGAAGAUAAUAUUGAAAGCAAGUUACACACUCCUUGUUCUAAUGAAAACCCGGAAGACUCCAAACUACCGUUGACUUUCUUAGAUUUGCAGCCACCAGUGCUCUCCUUUCCUCUGGGUAAUACCAUUGCCCCAUCAUUUGUCCGCAUGCUGCUAGAGGAUGAUGCAGCUGUGCACAAACGGCCACAAAUAGAUCCUGCCGUUGAUUCUAAGACUGAUUUGACGACAGAACCGUUGCUAAGUGUUUUGGGUAACUCGCAUACAUAUUUGGGCAAUGCCUGGGCUCUGAACCAGCUUGGAUUUCCUACAUGGUACCAAAAUCAAGGAGAGCAUCAGUUUACUUCCAUCUGUAAACCUUUUGACCCUUUGAUAUUGUCACCGCUACCUUGCGGGAGUUGGUUAUUACCACUUACACCCACCUCUCAGCCCGCGUCAAAUGAGACUGUUAAAAGUACAGAGACCUCACAGGACGUGGAGCCACUGGUGACAAGGACAUAUUGUCGCAAAACCAAGCGUAAGUUCUGUGGAUCUCCAUACCCCCCUCCUGCUAAAAGGCAGUCGUAUACAUGCCAGCCUGCUUAUACGCAGACUGUGGCAAUUCCAAUGUUUAUGGGACUAUGGAAUGGUGGAGAUCAGAUACCAAUCCCGGUCUGGGCAGAUUGGACUAAGUGGGACAACAAUGAACUCGCAGGCGGUUCGUCCACUCACAGCUUCCCUUGCUUUCAGCCCAAAUUGGACACAGAUAAUGUUUCAUCAGAAUUAGACUGGGAUGUUCUGCUGCCCUCUUGUCAGAAUCCACCCCAACAGAAUCAACACUACGGGCAUCUCCGGACUGUCCAAGUGGACCUUAACCAGAGCUGGUACGGGAAACAACUAUGCUCCGUGCUGGCUGACAACCAAACUCCAAUUACAACACACUGUGUCACUGUCAGACCCACCUUAUAGCUUUACGACCGUGAGGUUUGGCAUCUUGACAAGACUUUACGUUUAAUGUGAAUCAGUACAAAACUGAUCUGUCUGCUUGGUGGCUGCCCUUCUCGCUGGUUCACAUUCUUAGAUUUUGCUUUGAGCCAGUGUUUCUUUUUGACCUGUCUGUCAUUGUUGUGUUUUUUUUUAUUUUUUUUAUUUUACCCUUCACCCCCCCAUCCUUCAUCUAAGGUUUACUCCUCCUCCUUCCGCCUGCAGACCCCACUGUUCUUCUGGGAUUGAUGCCAGCGUGCCUCCAGCUCUUACCCAGAGCUCUUAACUGCAUCUUAAUGACUCUUAAUGGGAUGUAUAAGUUUUAGACGGAGUUUAAAUGCUUGUGUAUAGAUGCUGCCAGGAGUGGGAGACUCUGAACACAUCCUGUUCCCAAAAGCAAGAACUGUCAGCAAAAAUUAAUAAGGGGUUCUUCUAUGUCCUUUAAUUGAAAAGUGAUCAACUGACAUGACAUGUAUGGCCAUUUAAAUGUUGGAUGUGUUUACACGAUGCUCGGUUUCAGACAUUCUAUUAGUGUGCACAUGUCACUAAAGAACUUCGUGGUUUUUUUUUUUUUUAUUGAAUUAAAAUAACACCCCAGGCACCAUAACUACUAAAGUGCACUGUAAUGGAGAGUCGCAAGGGCACACUGGCACCAUAGUCAAACCAUUUUAGAACAGUCUGAUUUCUUACCUGAUGUCUGCCGUGUCCCACUACCCACCUCCACUACAUCAUUCGGAAGUUCCAUUAGUUCUCCUGGGUUAAUCACUGCACUAUCGACCCUAGCUCAGUGAGCUUCCAACUUUCUAUCGGAAGUAGCGGGAGAUGCUAAGGCACUCCUGGCACCAUAACCACUAUAGUGUGCAGUAGUACCCAUUUUU